AUGACCUACGCGGAUUGCUCCUCCGAUCUGAUCUUCGCUCUGUUCUCCAAUAGUCGUGCUCCCUCUGCCUGGACCUGCCCGUACAACACGGAAUUUGCCUCAGAUGUGACUGGGCAGCUUGCUCGAUGCGCGCGGCCGCAGGAUCGUGAGACGUUUAUGGUCCUUGAGCAUGCGCUAGAACGGUCUCAAUCAUGUCACUCUUCUUGCGACGACAUGAGAGCAUAUGCGCGGAGCAAGGGAUGGGAUGAGACCUAUAAGUGGAUCGAGAAGACGAUCGAGCAGGUUGACGAGCAGAGGGAGAAGGCUGUCAGAUACAAAGAGCAGCUUGUUAAAGAGAACCAGCAGCUUGACGAAGAGAAGAAGAAGGUUAUUAAGGAGAACGAGAAGCUCGUCCAGGAGAACAACAAGCUUAUCGGCUGGAACACCUAUUUAACCAAAGAUUGGAUAACCAACUCUUCGAAGACUUGUUCGAGCAAUCUGGGUCGGUUCAUGGUCUUCUGCAAAGGUCAGUUUUUCCGCUAA
Messenger RNA from Zymoseptoria tritici IPO323, 522 nucleotides. RefSeq lists its product as uncharacterized. The transcript is spliced from 4 exons. The record is from RefSeq and is a predicted model, not a curated record. Lineage: Eukaryota; Fungi; Ascomycota; Dothideomycetes; Mycosphaerellales; Mycosphaerellaceae. Bases 1 to 522 code for a protein of 173 amino acids.